Molecule: messenger RNA, 2845 nt
Organism: Orbicella faveolata
Lineage: Eukaryota; Metazoa; Cnidaria; Anthozoa; Scleractinia; Merulinidae
Biological process (GO): protein phosphorylation
Molecular function (GO): ATP binding; protein kinase activity
Source: RefSeq, a predicted model, not a curated record
GGUAGAAGGUAGAAGGUAGAAGGUAGAAGGUAGAAGGUAGAAGGUAGAAGGUAGAAGUAUUAAGUACUUUUCGCUGGUUUUAAGUCGACUUUUACAAAGGACAAAACAUUCGGACUGUCACACGGUUUGAAUUUUUAAGAACUUCCCUCACCCACAAUGCCUCGCGCACUAAGCAUUGUUAGCCUGCAGUGCAGGCGGUUUUAACGUUCACAAUCGUGGAGAGUUGGAACGCAAUUUUUUCCCUCUCCCAAACCGUCCGCUUUUUGUCUAAUCCAAUAUGGCGUCCUGAACACUCGAUGAGGGGAUAUGUGCACUCUCUUGCCCAAACUACGCCUGUACCGCAGGUUAAGGUCACUUGAAAAUGGUUGAAAAUGUCACAGCGCGCAUUUUUUUUUUUUACAUGUGAAGAUUUAAAAUUCGGAACGGUUUUUGAUAAAGGGAAAUAAAAGUGUCUCUUUCUUCACGAACCCAUCAUGAUUCUUUUUGCAUCUUAAGUGGAUUGUAUAGAAGUAUUGUAUAUAUCUAAAUACCUAUGGUGGAAUGCAUUAAAUUAUGUCGGGUUUUAUUAAUUAUAGAUGCAAGGAAAUUUCCCAUAUUUCUAUUGUUUUGUUUUCGAAAUCGAACGAGGAAUGAAUUGCUGGUCUCUUGAGAUUUUAGUCAUAAAACUAAUUUAUUCAACAGCCUGUUAACUUUUUUUCUAACGGUUAACAGUUCAAUUCAUAGUAUCGGCAUUACCAAAGAUUUAAAACAUGGAGCGCUACAGCAAAAUUAAACGAAUUGGUUCAGGAACGUUUGGCCAAGCUUGGCUGGUCGAGUCAACAGUGAGCAAGAGAAUGUACGCUUUGAAAGAAUUGGGUGUCACGGCCAUGUCUGAACAAGACCGCCAGCUUGCGUUGAACGAAGCGAAGAUUUUGUCAAAGCUGAAGCACAAGAACAUUGUGCGUUACAAGGAGGCGUUUGUUGAUCAAGGAAAGUUGUGUAUCGCUAUGGAAUUUGCCGAAAAAGGAGAUUUAUACACCAGAAUUAGGGAGAGGAAUGGAUUAUACUUUCAAGAAACGCAAAUUUUAGAAUGGUUUACACAGCUUUGUCUUGCCCUCAAGUACAUUCACGGACAGAAUAUUCUUCACAGAGAUCUGAAAACACAGAAUAUUUUUCUUGGUAAAGAUGACAUCAUCAAGCUCGGAGAUUUCGGCAUUGCCCGGAUGUUGAAUAGCACUUUGGAUCAUGCGCAGACCACUGUAGGUACGCCAUAUUAUCUCUCACCAGAGAUCUGUCAAAGGAAACCCUACAAUCACAAGAGCGAUAUGUGGUCGUUAGGCUGUGUGUUGUAUGAAGUGGCAACACUGAAGCACGCAUUCAACGCAAACAACUUCUCUGCUCUUGUAAUCAAGAUUUUACAGGGGCAAUACCCGCCAAUUCCAGGUUGUUAUGGACCACUUUUGGAGGACUUAGUUUCUGUACUGCUUCAAAAGAACCCUGACGACAGGCCUUCUGCGAAGCAGUUGCUGUAUGUCCCAGCCAUGCAGCCCUAUGUGAAAAGGUUCCUUCAGUGCGAGCGAGAAAGAGGUGACAGUGUCGCCUCUGACAUUUCAGACAUAUCUUCUAGAUCCAAUGCUGACUGUCCUAGAUCUCGGAUCUCAAGCUCUGGCAAAACGGAAAAAGAACAAGGCAAAGAUAACAUGGUUGAAAGGUCCAAUGUUUCAAAACGGGAUGGUCAAGAAAAACUGAAUCCAGACAUCUCAGGGGAAAAUGCAAGAAGUUCGUCUAGAGAACGAAGGUUCUUCACUAGCAAAGCACCAAUUCCUAACGCACAAGGAAACUGCCGUUCCUCUAGCAGCAGACCAAGUUUCUGUGUCGCUGACAACGUGCAAAAAACGAGGACCGCAUUUCCCGCCUCUGACAGCACGUCGAAAGCGCGGGAAAAUUUGCCUGCAAGGUGCCCCGCUGACACGAAGAAGCAGAGCCUACUUGCAUUGGCGCAUGCGCAGCAAAGAAGGCAUUCUGAGCAAACGUCAGCUCGGUCCCAGCCUGCGACUAGGAUUCCCAAGAGCCGAAUUCAUUCACAAGGAGCCCAAGCUCGGGACAAUUCUGAAAACGAGGACGAUGUUUUCACUGUUAAUUAUCCAACGGUAAUCCCUAAGAGAAAGCCAGAUGAGAAGAAUGUUUCGAAAAAGCGAGAAUUCAAGAAAAGCGUAUCGAAUUCUUCUGCGUCUCGUGCCUGUAGGGCUAAUACCGUGACGGAAGAACAGAAACAAAAGCCUGCGAUGUCGCUGUGCCAGCUGAAAAGUAACGAGGUCAUGCGCACAAGAAUGAGACACCAAUCUGCUGUAACCACUGGCGAUAGUAGCCGCAGCCCUGUUGAGCAGAGACAUCGAAGGCUUUCGAACAGGUCGGAGAUGAACAGAGUUAACAAGGAGAAUGUAAGUGCCAGUCGACAAAUAGACUGUUUAUGGUCUCCAAUUUUUUAAUGCAAAGAAAGAAUGCAAGAGGAUAUUUUUCGUUUAGUCUCUCGCUAUUCUUUUCCCACGUUUAAGGAUCAAAGAAAACUAAAGAAGAUAAGGUUACAAGAUUUCAAGAUUUCAAGGCUGAACUUGAAUUGGCAUGAUCAUUCUAGAUCUCAACGGGUCGGGUAGGGAAGUGGUCUGUACCAUACAGUAGCACUUACGUUUUUGUUCGGAGACCGAAGGCUUACACCAUUUACUUCCUGGGAGUCAGCACAAAAUAGCAUUUGUCCUUCGUUGGAAUUCUAAGGUCAUGCUAUGUUUUGUGUCUUGUAGCACUGUCCGUUUUGCGUCUGUUUUCCGUCUCUGCCGCCACAAACUUCUUUGCUACCAUGAGCACUCAC